This is a messenger RNA of Aureobasidium musti, 615 nucleotides long. The record is from the annotation of a GenBank genome assembly. NCBI's taxonomy places the organism in Eukaryota, Fungi, Ascomycota, Dothideomycetes, Dothideales, Saccotheciaceae.
GCAUCAGGCAUCUCGUUCAAAUCGCAAUUCCUCUACCUCGUCGUAUAUGUCACCCGAUACCUUGGUACGCCUGCCUGCCCUACGAAAAACGCAUAUCGCAUACUGAGACUUGCCCUACANGACCUUCUUUGGACAGACCCCUUCAGAAGCUUGUGGAACACCACUUUCAAACUCGUCUUCAUUGGCACCUCAGCUUAUAUCAUCUAUCUAAUGCUCAACGACUACAAGCCCACCCACGAUCCCAACCUCGACACCUUCAGAGUUCAAUACUUGGUCGCAGGAAGUGCCGUCUUGGGCAUUUUGUUCCCUUACAAAUAUGAAUUCGCCGAGAUGCUUUGGACUUUCUCAAUCUGGUUGGAAGCUGUCGCUAUCCUGCCCCAGUUGUUCAUGCUGCAGAGAACCGGUGAAGCAGAGACCAUUACCACCCACUAUCUGUUCGCUUUGGGUGCUUACAGAGCCCUCUACAUCCCCAACUGGAUCUACCGCUGGUUUACUGAGCGCCACUUUGAGCCCAUCUCGGUUAUCGCAGGUCUUGUUCAGACCGUUCUGUACUCCGAUUUCUUCUACAUUUACUACACCAAGGUCUUCCAAGGCAAGAAGUUCAACCUGCCUGUG